Molecule: messenger RNA, 1152 nt
Organism: Zymoseptoria tritici IPO323
Lineage: Eukaryota; Fungi; Ascomycota; Dothideomycetes; Mycosphaerellales; Mycosphaerellaceae
Exons: 3
Coding region: 147-1049 (300 amino acids)
Source: RefSeq, a predicted model, not a curated record
GAACAUACCCCAAUGUCAGCAACGUCGUCAAUCUCCAACGACGGCUUCACGAUCAAGUGGUCUGUCUGACGCUCAUUCCGUGCGCUGAAACGGAUCGAUCUCACGGAUACCCACUGUUCGUAGACAGUGUCGCCAGCAUACCCGAUAUGAGCCCUGGUUUGGAAAUGCAAUACGCUGUUCUUGGCGAUGCUCGUAUUGGUUCGGAGUGGCGCAAGGCCAAUGAUUUGGGAGAACCGAGAUUGCCACCGGUAGGGGCGGAAUGCCUUGCGGUCUUACAGCUCCCUGAUUUGACCACUCGUCAACGCAUAUCACGUCGAGGCUGGGGCGUGGAAGUCGAUAUUCGAAGUCAAGAGCACGGUAGCAGUACCAGUAGCAAGGCCGACGCCGACGCCGACGUGGCCGACGGAGACACCAGCGGUGCUGACGAUGACAAUGAAGAGAACGACAACACAAACAGAGAGGACGGUCGAAGCGGCACCGGUAGCCACAGCACCACCGUGGGCAAAGAACAGUUUUUGUUGAUUGUUCAUCCAAGAGGGCGAUCAACGCUGGUCCGCGCAACGGUUCCACCGCUGCGGCAAGUGGACUCCAUGCCCGAGAAGUGCCCUGCUGGCUCGAUUGAAUGUCGGCUUUGCCUUGCAUAUGUCCCGUCUCAUGACAUGCACAAGCCCUGCGGCUUCCAUCCCGGCCGACCCGUGCGACUCCCACACCCGUCGCAGACAUCCUCAGGCGUCGACGCCAACGAACAGCUCCUGACGCCAGCAUCGGACUGUACUUUUGGCAGCGUCCAUGUGGCAGAAGACUCCUCCACUGGGCCGUCCGACGACCACCAAUCGGAAUGGCUGAACGACAACGUCAGUGAUGAUGGAAAAUCAGAGUACGAUGAUUUCUGGAAAUUACGCGAGAACUGGAUUUACAGCUGUUGCAAUCGGCCUGGCAAUGAGAGUGGAUGUAUGGUAGAAGUCAGCCAUAUGAGCGAAGUAGCCGAUGAGCGCUUCAGAGAUACUUGGAAAAUACCAAGAGCUGAGGAAGAUGCGGCGGAUGCGUAAGGGGGCUUUCCACGAUUCGCGAAGAUGCCCAGCACUACCUAGUACACAGACAUACUUAGCUAGACUCACCCCUCACAUGUACGAUCAGAACUCUCAACUCACC